CUCGGCUUAAGCCGCUUCCUCUCGGACCCGUAUUCGUAGCUGAGGUUGUCGCUCCUUUUUUAUGUUGGUCUUUUUUAUGUUAGUCUUUUUUAUGUUAACUACCUGUCCACUAGGUUAAGCUAGUGCCCGUUGUCAGCUGCAAACAUGCCCUGUCUUUCCUCACGUUUAAUCCUUAAUCCUUGAGAAAAUUCUUCUAACUCGGGUCGGGCUUACUUAUUAUUUAUCAUCUUGGCGAAUGAGAUUAAAUCACUCGACACACCUGCACACCUGCACACCUGCGCUUAUUAUAUACAUACAUGUAAUCGUGGAAACCGUGGAACAAAACGUCCAUCAUGUACAACCAAGCCAAGGUUGGCAUAUUCUCGCAGAUUUCAAUAUGAACAAACCUAAGAUCCUCUUCAUUGACGCUUAUGAUUCUUUUAGUAACAAUAUCGUUUCUCUUCUGACAACGACGUUACAAGCCCGUGUUGACAUCUUACCUAUUGAUCCUCCUGAGCUUCACCCGCAAGCCCCAGAUUUUGCUCACGAGUUGACUAAUCUGCUGCGUCGUUAUGAUGCUGUCGUCUGUGGCCCGGGUCCCGGAUCGCCUAAUUUGCCUCAAGAUGUGGGGCUUAUGAGAUACAUUUGGGACCUCGAACCAGCGCAUCUAGUCCCGGUUCUCGGAAUAUGCUUGGGGUUUCAAAGCCUAGUUGUCGGCUGUGGUGGAAUUGUGAAGAAACUUAAGACCGGCCUUCACGGCAUGAUUCGGGAAAUCGACCAUGAUGCUGAACAACCUAGCUUAAAUGAGGGAAAUAUCUUCUAUGGUGUUCCACCUUUUAAAGCUACGUUAUACCACAGUCUAUACGCGGAUAUUGGACAAGAUACCAUAUCUGCAAAUAACUGGAUAACGUCUAAAUGGACGUCCCCUGCGCAUUUGCCUGACGUUGUUCCUCUGGCCUGGGUGUAUGAAAAGAGAGGUGACUAUAUAGAGCGAAUCCUCAUGAGUAUGAAGCACAGAACGAGACCGUUCUGGGCCUUGCAAUAUCACCCCGAGUCAAUAUGUACGGAAUCAACAGGUCAUCAAGUAAUCAAGAAUUGGUUUAGCGAGGCCAUGCGAUGGAAUUAUACGAACGGCCGCAUCACAGACCCCACCACCGUCUCGCUCAGUUCUAUUACUAGACUGCCAAAAUCUAGCGCACAUAGCGCCAAGGACACCCUUGGUCUAAAUGGACAUGAUUUGAAUAGUCGCUCAUUGGAAAAUGGCGAUAGCAAGCUAGCAUCCUUUGAGACAAACCGCCACUACGAAUCGAGAACUAUAAAACUCCCAAUCCAUAUCGAGGCUCCUGAUAUUGUUGAGAUACUACAAGGUGAUAGGAGGGAUUUUAUCAUUCUCGACUCUGCAAGUGCCAAAGCUAAUAGAAUCGGAGUUGAUGUGCGGGGGCGUUAUAGCAUUAUCGCCUUAGAUGUUGAUGAGGCAUUAAAGCUGGAAUACAGAACGGGAGAUGGCCAUGUCAUCGCCCGCUGCCCGUGUUCUCGAAAGCCUCUCCGGUCCGAAAAAGUUCAUCUCAGCCCUGGGCAAACGAUAUGGCAACUAUUAACCGAAUUCUGGACUAAGCGCAGAGUGGCACCCGAUGAUCACUCAGCACCUUUCCUUGGCGGGUUCAUGGGCUAUACCACUUACGAACUUGGAUUAGAAGGUAUUGAUGUCAAAUCUCACGAAGAAAGGCGUCACAACAGACCAGAUCUCUGUUUCGCCUGGAUUACCAAAAGUAUCGUGAUAGAUCAUACAGAAGGGACCUUACGCGUCCAGCACUUAUCGCCAAUAGAGUCUGAAGGAAACGACUGGGCAGACUCUAUCGUCGACAAGCUUUCAACUUCACUAGUAUGGUCAGAUGGGCUUCGCGCGGAUUUCAACAAGCGUACACAACUGAGCCAGCUUACACCACCAUCAACGCCGGAUUCCAUAUUUGCAAAAACACAAAUACAAGUGCCGGACGCUGACGAAUAUGAGUCAAAGGUCCGACAGUGUCAGGAUUUCAUUGCCUCGGGUGACUCGUAUGAAUUGUGCUUGACAGACCAGACGCAUAUCACGCGACCGAAAAUAUCCCCCGCGCUAGAAUCCUGUCCCCUAAUGCCUCUCGAAUCUGGAAAACCACCUCAGACUUCGUGGCAGCUAUACCGUUCUCUGCGUUCCCGCCAGCCUGCCCCCUUUGGUUCGUACAUCCGCCUCGGCGGUGCAACGCUGAUCAGCAGCUCACCGGAACGGUUCCUUGAGUUCAGCGCCGACGGUCUAUGUUCAAUGCGUCCGAUGAAAGGCACAGUGCGUAAAUCGAGCGCCGUCUCGACCCUCGCACAGGCCGAAGCCAUCCUACAUGUACCCAAAGAAGAAGCCGAGAACCUUAUGAUCGUCGACCUCGUGAGACAUGACCUACACGGCGUAUGUGGAUCCGGCCGCGUAGCCGUCCCUAAGCUUAACAUCGUCGAGGAGUACGCCAGCGUGUUCCAGAUGAUCAGCGUCGUCGAGGGCCAGCUACAAGAUACCAGCAAUGGCAGGACGCCAAAGAAAACUGGCCUCGAUGUUCUAGCCGCAAGCCUGCCUCCCGGUAGCAUGACUGGCGCUCCAAAGAAGCGCAGUUGUGAGAUCCUGCACGAGAUCGAAGGUCACCAUGAGCGGAGCUUAUACUCAGGCGUGGUGGGCUACAUGGACGCCGCGGGCCGUGGUGACUGGAGCGUUACGAUCCGGAGCCUGUUCCGCUGGGACGACGAGACGGUCGAGGGACAGAACCAGCAGGAGCACGAGGUCUGGCAUAUCGGUGCUGGUGGCGCGGUUACCGCUCUGAGUACGGCCGAGGGCGAGCGCGACGAGAUGUUUACGAAGCUUAAGGGGCCGUUGGGCGUGUUUGAUGACGAGGCGUGAUAUACGCUACGACCUUCGAAUGCACGGACGGGUACAUACAUGUGUUGUUUUAUUAUGUAACUAACUAACUAACUAUCGAUCAUAUUAGGCGCAUACAGGUGCGGGCAAGGUAUUGUUGUUAUAACUGGGAGGGCCCCUUCUUUGCGGGCUAGAUGGACUCAACGAUGCAUUAUAGGGACGAGGAAAGGAAUUCGGGACGGGGAGUAUCGCGGCUCAUUCAUCAUAGAGCUCGCCUUCAGAUAGGAUGGGAUUGGCAUACCAUAAAAUACCGCUACAUAUAAAUAGCACAUAAAUAUCAAGUCG
Molecule: messenger RNA, 3199 nt
Organism: Daldinia decipiens
Lineage: Eukaryota; Fungi; Ascomycota; Sordariomycetes; Xylariales; Hypoxylaceae
Product: para-aminobenzoate synthase
Exons: 1
Coding region: 236-2896 (886 amino acids)
Biological process (GO): L-tryptophan biosynthetic process
Source: RefSeq, a predicted model, not a curated record